UCACCUGAUGAGAUGGAGACUCUCUACAACCACCUGAAGUCAGCCAGCUUGUCUCCGAUUGGACGGUCCAGUAAGAGGGACUUCAGAGCGUCCUUCAUCAGACGAUGUCAGAACGACAAAGUCAACGAAAAGCUUCACCUGCUGCGGAUCCUCAGCAGCACGCUGAAGGCCAAAGAGUCGGAGCUGCUGGCGGUGGAGCAGAUCCUGACAGACCCGGCUCUUGCGGCGCCCACGUACAGGAAGUGGAGGACCUCUAACCUCGUCCUGCUGCAGGAGAUCGUUCAACGCUACCAGGCAGGAGGAGGCGCUGCAGAGCUGAGACCUCAGCUUGUCAUCCCGCCAACAUAAACACGAGUGUUCUCAGGUUUACCUUCAAGUCGCAGGUGUGACAGAGAGCAGGUGACGGUGCUGGGUCUCACUGGGUGGACUGGGAACAAACCACGAUGCUAUACCUGCUCUAACUGUUUAUAUUUGACUUUAGCGUGAUUUCCAUCCAGGUGGCAGUGGAGGAGUUUGUGUGAAUGAGUACAUUUACUCAAGACCUGUACUUGAGUAUUAUUUGAUGUACUUGUUCUUGAGUAUUUCCAUUUUAUACUGCUUUACACUUCUACUCUACUACAGCUUGGAGGCAAAAAUUGUACUUUUUACGCUCUUAUAUUUAUGUGAUAUAUCAGCUGCAUAGACGGUAGAUCUAGUCGUCAUUUUUUAAACAAAGUUUAAAGAAUAACACAACACUUUGUCAAUGAUACAGCUACAGAUACAGCCGUGCAAACGAGUGUUGAUUUAACUAUGGUGACCCUUUAACACCUGGAUUGACAUUAGUUAUUUUUGUGCUGCGCUUAUAUGCCUUUCACAAACAGCUAAACCUCUGAAGCCAGAGAAAAUUGGUUUGUUUCAAAAACAU
Messenger RNA from Plectropomus leopardus (leopard coralgrouper), 904 nucleotides. NCBI's taxonomy places the organism in Eukaryota, Metazoa, Chordata, Actinopteri, Perciformes, Serranidae. The record is from RefSeq and is a predicted model, not a curated record.